AUGAAUCUAACAGCAGUGAACCAAAGCGAUGUCUGUCAGGAAUAUUGGUGUCCAGGGAGAUCUGUUUCUUUAUCUGUCUAUGUGAUUCUGUAUGUGGCCACAGCAGCUGUGUCUCUGCUGACCAUGUGUGGAAACCUGCUGGUCAUCUUCUCUGUUAGUCACUUCAAGCAGCUCCACACACCUGCUAACAUCCUCAUCCUCUCUUUGGCUGUGUCCGAUCUCCUGGUUGGAGUUGCUGUGAUGCCAUUUCAUUUGACUUUGUUGAUUGAGUCAUGUUGGAUUUCUGGACCAGCGAUGUGUUCGGUUUUCAAUUUUGUGAAUUUUCAGGCGACAAGCGUGUCUGUUCACACUGUGGCUCUGAUAGCAGUUGAUCGUUUUUUGGCUUUAAGUUCUCCUUUUUUUUACUCAGAGAAAAUCUCACCCACUGUGAUCUGCAUAGCGACUUUAUUUAACUGGCUGUUUUCACUCAUUUAUAACUUCAUUCUUCUCUUUGUUAAUGGAAACUUCACUGAUGUCAUGUGUCCAGGAGUGUGUGUUUCUAGUGUAGAUAGAGUUUCAUCUUUCAUUGAUCUUCUGAUUGUGUUUCUUAUGCCAUGUACACUUAUUAUAAUAUUAUACACUCAUGUUUUUGUCAUCGCUAAGAGACAUGCGACUGCUAUAAGAGCCCUUCAGGUUCACAACAGAACAGAAUCCUCCAAAAACAGAGUCAGUGACAAAUCAGAGCGAAAAGCUGCGAUCCUGCUGGGGAUUCUGGUCAUUGUGUUUCUCCUGUGUUUACUGCCGUAUUAUAUUUGUUCUUUAGUGAUUCCGUACAGUAAUGCUGACUUGUUUUAUGUCAGAGAUGUUGCUGUAAUAUUUUUCUUGCUGAACUCCACCAUUAAUCCUAUCAUUUAUGCUUUAUUCAAUCCCUUUUUUAAAAAAAGCUUAAAAUUAAUUUUCACAUUUCAAGUGUUUAAUAAAGACUCAUCCCGGAUGAAUGUGCUGUAA
Sinocyclocheilus anshuiensis is the source of this 987-nucleotide messenger RNA. Its product is annotated as trace amine-associated receptor 13c-like. NCBI's taxonomy places the organism in Eukaryota, Metazoa, Chordata, Actinopteri, Cypriniformes, Cyprinidae. Gene Ontology annotation, biological process: G protein-coupled receptor signaling pathway. Gene Ontology annotation, molecular function: trace-amine receptor activity. Bases 1 to 987 code for a protein of 328 amino acids. The transcript has a single exon. The record is from RefSeq and is a predicted model, not a curated record. Gene Ontology annotation, cellular component: membrane.